Molecule: messenger RNA, 1602 nt
Organism: Penicillium salamii
Lineage: Eukaryota; Fungi; Ascomycota; Eurotiomycetes; Eurotiales; Aspergillaceae
Source: the annotation of a GenBank genome assembly
AUGCCCCUCCAGCCUGACGCUAACCCCAAUCGGGCGGUGUGCGGGCUCUUCUCCAAAGUAAACAAUCAACCUGAACCACAACACUUGCCCGCCCACUUUGCGACUGAACCCCUUGCCUGGUCGAUAGGCACAUCUGAUAGCAUGUCGCGCAACUCUAUCGCGAUGGGGUACAACAACCGCAUGAGCUCCCAAUUCCAAGGUACCCAACAUCAGGGCCGUGGUCGCAAGAAGGAAGAUGAGAAUGAUGCUCUGAUGCGCUUGGUGAGCUUACCCCUUCGUCGGAGCGCAUUUGACCAUACUGACUGUGUUCAGCCUGAUAAAGAGAUCGCAGGAUGUAUCAACGAUAUCGGAAUCCCCUUUACCCUAGCCGACCUGGCCAAGCCAAAUGCCCAGCAGAUCCAGAUGGUCUUCGAAUGGUUCGCGGAGCUACUCAUGAACACGACCAAAGAGACAGUAGAACCCGCUAUGCACGCAGCUGCGGAAGAGAUAUGUGGCGACUACCCCGACAUUGUCCCCAAUGACACCCGCAAUCUCAUGGGUUUCUUUAUGAUGCUUCGGAAGCUAUUGGCUGAGUGCGGUGUCAACGACUUUACUUUCACAGAUUUAACAAAACCAACACACGAACGACUUGUCAAGAUAUUCUCGUAUUUGAUAAACUUUGUUCGAUUCCGCGAAUCACAAACACCGGUUAUCGAUGAACACUUUAACAAAACCGAAAAAACAAAAUCACGCAUCGACGAAUUGCUCGCAGAGAAUCAGGAAAUGGAACUCCGCUUAAGCGAGAUGCGACAAGAUCUACAAUCCAAUGAAGCGCAUGUGAGAGAAAAAGUGGCCCGGAACGAUGCGCUCAAGGCCCGUUUAUUAGAGCUUGGCCGAGAGCAGUCGCGAGUUGCGGAGACACUUGACCGUGUUAAGACGGAAAGAGCGCGUCGACAGCAACAGUUGGAAGAAAAGACCGAGCGAACCGUGCGUUCGCGACAAGAAGCAGAGAAAUUACGACCUUACGUGCUUGAAUCCCCGGCAACGCUUCAGUCAUCCUUGGCGGAAUUAUCUGAACAUUUGGUGCGCGAGAAAAGCUCUAUCGAUGUAAUGGAAAGGCGAGCGCGGGCGCUCCAGACCUCCUCAGACACGUUCACUGUCGUUUCCAACGACGUACAAGCGUGUGUCAAGUUACUUGAUGACAUUUCAGCCGAGCUUCAAAAAGAGGAGGAGGAAGAGUCCCGCGCUGCUAGGACAACGGAAGCUAUCUCAGACAGGGGAAAUAGCGUCCGCGAAGUUGAACAGACCGAGAAGCUCCUGCAACGUCAAUUGACGCGCUGGGUCGAGCGUAUUGAGUUGCUUCAAAAGAAUGCACAGGAGAAAGCGGAGACUGCGCAGGAACGCAUGGAAGAGCUCCGCAACAUUCAGAAGCAACUCCGCGAGGAGCGUGCCGAGAAGCAACGUGAUAUGGAGCGGAGGCGCAUCCGUAUUGAACAAACAGAGAAGAAGAUGGUCGACCUUAAAGAAAACAUUGAGGGCGAGAUCCAAUCCGCGCACGACCAGUAUUUGAAACUGGAAUCACACAUCAAACUGUACAUGACAGAGAUGGAGAAAUCUCUGUGA